AUGACUAUGUCCGAUGCUUUGAAUCCUUUGGUGGACAGCAUCAUUUCAAAUCCAAUUAAGUUUAAGACUAGCACAAAAUUGACUGACUCUAUAAAGAGUGACGACACAUCUUCAUACAUUGUUAUUGGAGCUUCUAAAAAAAUGGAACUAAGAAGCAAACGUGUUGCAGGCGCUGAAAGUCGUGGUGAUGACAGUUCGACUAAUGAUAAAAUGCAUAAGAAGCAAAAGAAGAAGAAGAAGAAGUUACCAACGUCGAUGAGCGAAGCUCUAGCAAUGUACACUACCAAAGAUCAAAAGAGUGAAGAUCUAAGUGACACAGAUUAUAACACUUUAGAAUCAGAAGAGGGAAACAUGGAGCUUGAAGUGAAAAAGGACGACAAUACACAACAGCACAAUGGAUAUGAUCAUGAAGAUAGUGAGGAGGAUCCAGACUUCAAAGAAGAAAAAUCACAAACAGGAGAAACUACAAGCGUUUCGAGUAAUGGAAGUUCAAGUGAGAACGAAGUAUUUCAUGAGGCAAAAGAAUAUGCAGAUAACGAAGAUAUAGGUGAAGAUAUAGGUGAAGAUAUAGGCGAAGGCAUUUACCAGAAAAUAGACAAUAAUAAGGACCAUAAACGUCAACGUAGCCAGUUAGAGGAAUCAGAAGUGUCAGAAAAUGACACUACCAAAGAUGAUGAUGAAGUAGAUGAAAAGGCUGAACUACAAAAAGAAAAAAUGGAAUUUGAAACUGAGAAGCUGAAAAAAAUGGAAGCAAAUGAAAAAAAAAAUGCAAAAGUUGUAGAACCUAUUAAUUCUGAAAUAUUAUCUAAUUUCUAUCAAUUUAACGAGGACGUUGAUGAUAUUGGCACCAAUAAAGAUUCACGCAUAAUAAAGAAUUGGGGUCCUAUAUUAUCCGGGUUAAAACCCUGUGGACUAUUAAAUCAUGGUGUCACUUGUUAUACCAAUGCUGCUGUUCAAGCCAUGUUGCACAUACCUGCUAUUCAGCAUUAUCUAUUUGAUAUUUUAAGAAACAACAAAGAUUAUAUAACUGAUAUUAUCAAACCAAAUUCCGUUUCUUACAUAUUGUCACAGACUAGCAAAAAAAUGUGGUGGAAAGAUUCAAAAAAGACAAGUAAAACCUCUGCUAACUACAUUGAUCCUAAGAAAUUGAUAGCUGCUCUGGAGCAAAUCAAUUGUAUGAUGAGUGAAUGGCAACAAGAAGACUCUCACGAAUAUUUCAUGUCUUUAAUGUCGAGAUUACAAGAAGAUUCGGUUCCAAAAGGGAAAAAAAUGACCGAAUCCAUAAUAUACGAUAUUUUCGGUGGGUUGUUAAAGCAGGAAGUUACUUGCAAGAGUUGUGGAGAAAUAUCUAAAACUGAGCAACCGUUCUAUGAUCUGUCGCUUCACUUAAAAGGGAAGCAUAACAGACACCAAACUAAUUCAACUGAUAGUGCUACCACAAACUAUCCUGCUGGAAAUAGUAACAAGAUUGAAGAAUCAUCAACUAAAGAAGGAGCUGCUGAUUCAGUCAAUAAUGCGAAUAAUCAACUUAAUCCAGAAAAUGGUAUUCAAGACGCUUCUACUAGCAGAUUCAGUAUUGAAAAGUCAAUUGGUGAUUUUUUCAAUCCAGAAUUGAUUAAGAUGGAUAAAGAAAAGAAAGGUUAUGUUUGUGAAAAAUGUAAAAAAACUACAAAUGCAGUCAAACGUAACACCAUUCUAAGAGCACCAGAGACAUUGUUAGUACAUCUUAAGAAGUUUAGAUUUAAUGGCCAAUCAUCAUCUAAAAUGAAACAAGCUGUUUCUUACCCGAUGUUUUUGGAUUUAACUAGUUAUUGUGAUAAAACUAAAUCAAAACUUCUGGUCAUGUAUCAAUUAAUCAGUGUUGUGGUACAUGAAGGUAGAUCUCUAUCAUCAGGUCACUAUAUCGCUCAUUGUAAGCAACCAGAUGGCACAUGGGCUACUUAUGAUGAUGAAUAUACUAAUAUAAUUUCUGAGAGAAAUGUUUUAAAAGAGCCAAAUGCUUAUUAUUUGGUAUAUACUAGGUUAACCCCGCGUGAGAUCAAGUUUUCUAAGCAUAUUACCAAUAAAGAAGUUAGUAUACCAAUGCAAACACAGCAACAGAACUCAAAUCAAAGGCCUAAUUCAUCCUCUUCAAAUAAUUCUGCUUUCUCAUCACCAUCACAAUAUAAAAGAACCGGUGGCAAUAAUAAUAAUCGUAAACAAUUUAAAAAGAAUAAAAAAAGAAGACUAAACAAAUAUUGA
Tetrapisispora phaffii CBS 4417 is the source of this 2241-nucleotide messenger RNA. It is a transcript of the gene UBP10, whose product is annotated as ubiquitin-specific protease UBP10. The coding region runs from base 1 to 2241 and encodes 746 amino acids. Lineage: Eukaryota; Fungi; Ascomycota; Saccharomycetes; Saccharomycetales; Saccharomycetaceae. Gene Ontology annotation, molecular function: cysteine-type deubiquitinase activity; cysteine-type endopeptidase activity. Gene Ontology annotation, cellular component: cytosol; nucleus. The transcript has a single exon. The record is from RefSeq and is a predicted model, not a curated record.